AUGCACUCGGGCAAGGUGGUCGCGAUCCUGUGUGCCGCCGCAGCGCACGUUGUAGUCGCAGCAAAUUCAUGGAUCGCUCCAGGGGCAGUUUGGUAUGAUACAGCAGGUAACAAGAUCGAUGCCCAUGGCGGCAACAUCGUGAAGAGGGGUGAUACCUUCUACUGGGUCGGCCAGAGCGCAGCCAGCUCUGAGACGCCUUUGAUGUACUCAUCCAAGGACCUACUUAACUGGGAGAACCUGGGCAAGCAGGCAUCAUCCAUCACGGGCAUGUGGAGGCCUAAGAUCGCUAAACCGAAUGGGUCUUUCUGGCUGUACGGGCAGCAGGACCGUUACGCACUGUCACUACGGUCCACGCAGAUGGUCGGCGCUUACACGCAGGUCGCCAAGGUGCACCUCCCGCCGAGCGACUACAGCUACUCCGACACGGGCAUGUUCCUGGACGACGACGGGACGUGGUACCUACUCACGAGCGCAGACCACAACAUUGUGCAGAUCAACAGGAUCAAUUCAGAUGGGGCCGUGGGCGACCGGGUCACCUCUUUCGCAAAAGGUGCAUACGAGGCUCCCGGCUUGUUCAAGGUCGGCGGUGUGUACUACCUGAUCGUCUCGGGCAAGACGGGCUGGAGGGCGAACCCGAACAAGGUCUUCUGGGCGACCUCGCUGGGCGGGACCUGGAGCGGCGGCACCGAUGUGGCGCCCGCGGCCGAGAAUACAUACGGCUCACAGAACACCUUCGAGCUUACGAUCAAGGGCUCCCAGGCUACGACGUAUGUCUACAUGGGCGAUGCGUGGGACUCGAAGGGGGGCACGAGCUCGAACUAUAUCUGGCUCCCUAUGUCCGUGGACUCUGGAGCCCACACCGUGACGUUACAGUACCACUCCAUGUGGAAGGUGGACGUUAACACUGGUGUCGUCUCUUAUCCCAGUACAAAGAAACGAUAUGAGGCUGAGGACGCCGAUUUGUCUGGCAGGGCUGCCGUUGUUUCUUGCGAGCAUUGCAUCACCAAGCGAAAAGUCCACAGAGUCUCGCCUGGUAGUGAGGUAGUCUUCAACAAUGUCACCGGCACGGGCUCUCUGGAAUGGUACACGUUUCACUACGACGUCAGCGACCCUGCAGCAGGCGAGGCGCAAAUCAUCAUCAACGAUGAUACCCAGCCGACGAACCUGUCAGACCUCAACUCACGUGCCGGAAAACAUGGGUCGAUUCCCGUCCAGCUCAAACUCCGAGAGGGUGACACGAACACUAUUCGAUUUGGGGCCCAUGGAGAUAAGGUCAGUGUCGAUGGCAUCGAGCUCCAUGAUGAUUGA
Molecule: messenger RNA, 1308 nt
Organism: Diaporthe citri
Lineage: Eukaryota; Fungi; Ascomycota; Sordariomycetes; Diaporthales; Diaporthaceae
Exons: 4
Coding region: 1-1308 (435 amino acids)
Biological process (GO): carbohydrate metabolic process
Molecular function (GO): hydrolase activity, hydrolyzing O-glycosyl compounds
Source: RefSeq, a predicted model, not a curated record